Messenger RNA from Myiozetetes cayanensis, 2931 nucleotides. RefSeq names its product arylsulfatase A (gene ARSA). The transcript is spliced from 8 exons. Lineage: Eukaryota; Metazoa; Chordata; Aves; Passeriformes; Tyrannidae. The coding region runs from base 363 to 1934 and encodes 523 amino acids. The record is from RefSeq and is a predicted model, not a curated record. Gene Ontology annotation, molecular function: arylsulfatase activity.
CCGCCCCGACAGCACCGGGCACCGCCGGGCACCACCGGACACCGCCGAACACCACUAAACACCGCCUGGACACCGCCGGGCAUCACCGGGACAGCGCCAGGCACCACCAGGCACCUCCGGGACACCGCCGGGACAGCGCCGAGGCGUCGCCGGGCACUACCGGGACAUCACCGGGACAGCGCCGGGCACCACCAGGCACCUCCGGGACAGCGCCGGGGCAUUGCCGGGACACUGCCGGGACAGCGCCGGGACACCGGGACAGCACCGGGAACCCACCGGGCAUCACCGGGAUAUCACCCGGCCACCCCCGGGCACCCCGGGACACCCCCGGGCACCCCGGGACACCCUCCAGUGCAGCCGCCAUGGCCCCGCGGGGCCGGGACCGCCCGUGGGCGCUGCUGCCGCCGCUGCUGCCGCUGCUGCCGCUGCUCCUCCCGCAGUCCCCGCUCGCCGCGGCCGCCGCCCGGCCCAGCUUCGUCCUGGUGCUGGCGGACGACCUGGGCUUCGGGGACCUGGGCAGCUACGGGCACCCUUCCUCGGCCACGCCGCAGCUGGACCGGCUGGCGGCCCGCGGGCUGCGCUUCACCGACUUCUACAGCAGCGCCGCCGUCUGCAGCCCCUCCCGGGCAGCGCUGCUGACGGGCCGCUUCCAGGUGCGCUCCGGGAUCUAUCCCGGCGUGUUCGACCCGGGCUCGCGGGGGGGGCUCCCGCUCUCCGAGGUCACCAUUGCCGAGGUGCUGAAGGCUCAGGGCUACGCCACGGCCAUGGUGGGCAAGUGGCACCUGGGCGUGGGGGCCAACGGCUCCUUCCUACCCACCCACCAGGGGUUUGACCACUUCCUGGGGGUGCCCUACUCCCACGACCAGGGCCCCUGUCAGAACCUCACCUGCUUCCCACCCGACAUCAAGUGUUUUGGGACCUGUGACCAGGGAGUGGUGCCGCUCCCUCUACUCUGGAACCAGACCAUCAUCCAGCAGCCCGUGUCCUUCCCUGACCUGGUGCCGCUCUACAACAAAUUCUCCCGCAAUUUCAUCGCUGACUGUGCCCGAAGGGGCCUCCCCUUCCUGCUCUACUACGCCUCCCAUCACACCCACUACCCCCAGUUUGCCAGCCAGGAGUUCGCGGGGCGGUCCCGGCGGGGGCCGUUCGGGGACGCGCUGGCGGAGUUCGAUGGCUCCGUGGGACAGUUGGUGCAGGCACUGCAGGAGCACGGCCUGGAGAACAGCACCCUGGUGUUCUUCACCUCUGACAACGGCCCCUCCACCAUGCGGAUGGCACGUGGAGGCAGCUCUGGCCACCUGAAGUGUGGCAAGGGCACAACCUACGAAGGUGGCAUGAGGGAACCAGCAGUGGCUUAUUGGCCAGGCCGGAUCGCCCCAGGAGUGACGCACGAGCUGGCAAGCACCCUGGACAUCCUGCCAACACUGGCUGCCCUGGCUGGAGCAGCCCUUCCCAGAGUGGCCCUGGAUGGCUAUGACAUGAGCCCGGUGCUGUUUGGGACAGGGAAGAGUCCCCGACAGACCAUGUUCUUCUACCCUGCGGCCCCCGACCCCCUGCACGGCCCCUUCGCCGUCCGCUUCGGGAAGUACAAGGCCCACUACUUCACCCAAGGUUCCUUUCACAGCGACACGACCCCAGACCAGGCCUGCCACGGGCUGACCCCGCUGACCCCGCACCUGCCCCCGCUGCUCUUCGACCUGGAGUCGGACCCCGCCGAGAACUACGACCUGCUCCAGGGCGGGGCAGGGCCCGAGGUGCUGCAGGUCCUGAGGGAGAUCACCCUGCAGAAAGUCCUUCUGGAGCAGCGCAUGGAGUUUGGGGAGAGCCAGAUCAGGAAGGGCCAGGAUCCCGCCCUGCAGCCCUGCUGUGCACCCAACUGCACCCCCAAACCCUCCUGCUGCCGCUGCUCCCAGCCCGGGGCUGCGCCACACUGACACCCCAAACCCACCAGAGCCCCCAGCCCAACUAACCCAGCUCAGCCUCAGAGCUGCCCCACAGCCCCAGCUCGGGCACCCCUUGGACUGACGGGGUGCUGGGGCAGCAAAUGGGGGGGCGGGGAGACCCCCAACCCUGCCGGGAGUGCGGGGCAGGGCCUGUGCUCCAUGGGGGAUGUUCAGCCUCUGACAGGAGCCCUGAGGCGUCCCGGGAGGGACCAGGCUCCAGCAUCUUCUCCAGAGCCACCACAGCCCCUUGGAGCCACCAUCCAGGAGGAGCAGAGGGCACGUCCCGGAUCCAGAGAUCCCCCCUGGGCCGGAGGGUGGGAUGGGGGGUCCCGGCAGCCCCAGGGGCAGGACCUUGGUGCAGAGGGGACACGCCUGGGUGGGCAGCAGCAGCUCAGGGUGGGCAUCCUCCAGCACCCCCACGGCCCUCGUGGCUCCAGCACUCCCCACUCCAGCUGCUCCUGUUGCUGCACAACUCCGGCUUUCAGCUGCUUUUCCCAGGAAAAGCUCUGCUCUGGGAAACCUGGGCCGGAGGAGUUUCUCUGACAACCCGUAUGGUUUGGGUGCAGGGCUCGGUGCCAGCAGCAGCCACCCAGCAGUUUGUGUGUGGGACUGGUGCUGAUGACCCUUCUCUCCACCUGCUGGGCUCAGCCACCCCUCCCUUCCCAUCCCCUCCCUCCACUCCUCCCUGUCUCCACCUUUGUCUCCUCCCAAAUAGGGGCCAAUCCUGCUCAUUUUCCCUCCUGCCUCCCCGAUUUGUCAUCCUUACCAUACACAGGAGACUGAAUUGGGUUGAAAACAUGGGUAACAGGUACUAUAGUUUUGACCAGGAGAGAGAAAACAGGGUGGGGAACAGCAGCUCGGUAUUUGUUUUUGUGGGCUUUCCGUGUAAAUCAUUUCUUUGUCUCAUACCUUUCGUUAUUACUGUUGUUGCUGAUACUGUUCAUUUCCUUAUCCCAUUGCAGUUUCCAGUAAAUUGUUCUAAUCUCAA